Molecule: messenger RNA, 1172 nt
Organism: Culicoides brevitarsis
Lineage: Eukaryota; Metazoa; Arthropoda; Insecta; Diptera; Ceratopogonidae
Product: nuclear speckle splicing regulatory protein 1
Exons: 1
Coding region: 1-1146 (381 amino acids)
Biological process (GO): regulation of alternative mRNA splicing, via spliceosome
Source: RefSeq, a predicted model, not a curated record
AUGGAAAAGAAAUACGGCUUAAUAAAAGCCUCCGACGCUAAAAAACCGCUUGCCAACUUUUCCCGCCCCUCCGUUUUCGGCGACGAAUCAUCCGACGAAGACACAGCACCCCGAAAAAUCGGUCUACCCGGCGAAAAACAAAAGCAACAAGCAAAACUCAUCCAAGAAAAAGCCAUGGAAGAAGAUCCCACAAUUUACCAAUACGACGAAGUCUACGACGAAAUCUCGAACAAACGAGCUGAAGAAAAAGCGAAAAAAUCCGAAGACAAGAAACCGAAAUACAUCCAACGCUUGCUGGUUGCUGCGGAAAAACGCAAAAUCGAGAAUGAACGUCGCAUCGAACGUCAAGUGCAAAAAGAGCGAGAAGCUGAGGGCGAACAAUUCAAGGACAAGGAGGCAUUUGUCACGGCUUCGUAUCGCAAAAAGUUGGAAGAACUCAAAAAAGCCGAGGAAGAAGAGGCACGCGAAGCAUAUUUGGAGUCAAUUGGCGAUGUGAGGAAACAGGGCAACUUGGAUGGCUUUUAUCGACAUAUUUACUCGCAAAAACUCGACUCCAAGCCAUCGAAUGAGGCUAAAAAUAGCAAAAAAGACGACGAAUCACAUUUAAUUCCCGCUUCUGCGACGCAAGAAGACUCUGAAAAUGAAGAAUCGGAUCCCGUUUUAAGCAAAGUUCAAAUAUCCAAGACCGAAAAGCGAGAUACAAAGAGUCGAAGUUAUCGAAAACGCAACAAUUCAGAAGCUCAGAACACGAAAGAAAGCGACGAGGAUGAAGAAGAAACAGUUGCAACGAAAAAAGCGCAUCUUCAAAGCAAUUUAGACGCAGAUUCAGACUUCAGUAUCGACUCGAGCAGCAGCGAAGAUGAAAAAGAAGACGAAAAAGACACAAUAGUACCUGAAUCAGCGCCUCUGGAGUUCGUCAAACAAACAGAAACAGCAGAAAAAACGGAAAUGGGACCUCCAAAAGCGGAAGAAACAACCAAAAAAUUGCCUGAAGAGGAGAAAAAACCCGAAAAUGGUCACAAAGAAGAAAAAGAAGUCAAACCGAAGAAGGAAAAAAUUGACAUUUGGAAGAAACGAACAGUUGGAGAUGCAUUCGAUGCUGCCCUUCAACGGUAUUACGAACGAAAAGCGCUGCGAGAACAAUAAAUUUCUGUUAAAUUUUUACAAUUUUA